This is a messenger RNA of Lactuca virosa, 318 nucleotides long. NCBI's taxonomy places the organism in Eukaryota, Viridiplantae, Streptophyta, Magnoliopsida, Asterales, Asteraceae. The record is from the annotation of a GenBank genome assembly.
AUGACCAAAUUGCGAAGCAGCAAGAACGAAGAACGCAUUCCGGCGCUGCUGGUGUUGGUGGUGCGGCGACGUAGGUUGUUGGUGGCGGUGAUUGGAGGCGUUGUGGUCUUUAGGUGUCACAAAUCGAUUGCUUCGUGGCAGUUCUAUUCCAUCGCUACGAGUUCCGAUCAAUUUAGUCCAGGUAACGUCGCUCACCACCAUGGUCCAACCCACCGUCGCUCUCCACCACCGAUUGUCCCUACAGGUGAUUCUCCUAGGAACUCAUGGUGUGCGAAUAUAGCUUCAUCUCCUGAUUUCCUUAUUCCAUUCCUUCACUGA